This is a messenger RNA of Penicillium diatomitis, 381 nucleotides long. RefSeq lists its product as uncharacterized. The record is from RefSeq and is a predicted model, not a curated record. Lineage: Eukaryota; Fungi; Ascomycota; Eurotiomycetes; Eurotiales; Aspergillaceae. Bases 1 to 381 code for a protein of 126 amino acids. The transcript has a single exon.
AUGACCAAUGGAGUCCACGCGAUUACAUCGCGUUACUUCGCUCUCAGGUCGAUUGUCUAUGACAUCGUGAGUCAAUCGCAGUCGCUAUUCCUCUCUUUCAAAUUGGAUGGUCCAACUGCACAGGUGAACAAGCUGGUUUCGGCACUUGGAACAACUGUAGCCCUCAAUGACGCAUGGAUUCUUUUGCUGCAGAAAUUUUGGUAUCCGCGGACAUUAGCACAUGCUGGUCAACCUGGCCAUAUCGAAUUGGAAGACAGUGCCAAGAUGCCAGGAAAGGUCAAGCCGAGCAUGAGCGAGGCCAAAACACUUUGCACUCGAGCAAAGGUGAAUGCAAUCGGUCUGCAAUUACCUUUGAACCAGCCUGAGAUUAGUGCGCAAUAG